Messenger RNA from Haliaeetus leucocephalus (bald eagle), 1336 nucleotides. RefSeq names its product anti-silencing function 1A histone chaperone (gene ASF1A). NCBI's taxonomy places the organism in Eukaryota, Metazoa, Chordata, Aves, Accipitriformes, Accipitridae. The coding region runs from base 373 to 987 and encodes 204 amino acids. Gene Ontology annotation, molecular function: histone binding. Gene Ontology annotation, cellular component: nucleus. The transcript is spliced from 5 exons. Gene Ontology annotation, biological process: DNA replication-dependent chromatin assembly. The record is from RefSeq and is a predicted model, not a curated record.
CUCGGGCCGGGCGGGGGCGCCGCGGCCAGGCGCCGUCGGUGGAGCGGGAGCGGCGGAGCCCAUCUUGCUGCCGCUCGGCGGCCGCGUUCGGGGAGGAGGGCCCUAGGCCGGCGUGCGGCCAAUCCGGGCGGGCGCUGGCGGCGAGCAGGGCAGAAUGGGCUGUAGUUUAGUGAAAUAGGAAAGCUGCGAACAGUGUGGAGUGUGCCUGGUGUAAAUAAAAGGGGGGAAAAAAAAAAAGUUUCUGCAAGUCGCAGCUCUGCGGCCUCGCUCAGACGCUGGCACGGGGGCUUGUGCGUCGCCAAAAACCAACACACGGGACUUUACUGUGCUGCGUUAACACGCUCUUCCUAUUGUUUGUGUUUUUUUCAAAAUAUGGCAAAGGUUCAGGUGAACAAUGUAGUGGUGUUGGAUAAUCCUUCUCCUUUCUACAAUCCUUUCCAAUUCGAAAUCACAUUUGAGUGCAUAGAGGACCUGUCGGAAGAUUUGGAAUGGAAAAUAAUUUAUGUGGGUUCAGCUGAAAGUGAAGAGUAUGAUCAGGUGUUAGACUCUGUUUUAGUAGGACCUGUUCCUGCGGGCAGACACAUGUUUGUAUUUCAGGCUGAUGCACCUAACCCAGGGCUUAUUCCAGAUGCAGAUGCAGUAGGUGUAACAGUUGUGCUAAUUACAUGCACCUAUCGAGGUCAAGAAUUUAUUAGAGUCGGCUACUAUGUAAACAAUGAAUAUACCGAAACAGAACUGAGAGAGAAUCCACCAGUAAAGCCAGAUUUUUCUAAGCUUCAAAGGAAUAUUUUGGCAUCUAAUCCCAGAGUCACAAGAUUCCACAUUAAUUGGGAGGACAACACUGAAAAACUGGAAGACGCAGAGAGCAGUAACCCAAAUCUACAGUCACUGCUUUCUACAGAUGCAUUACCUUCAGCAUCAAAGGGGUGGUCAACAUCAGAAAAUUCAUUAAAUGUUAUGUUAGAAUCUCAUAUGGACUGCAUGUGACUAACCACCAUCAUUUUGGCAAUCCUAUGCACUGGUAUAAAUCAAGAUUCAAACCCUGUUGUGGCAAGCAUAACACACUCAAGAAUACACUGCCUGCCCUGAAGCUCUUGCACUGAGACAUCCCUAUUACCUGAGGCAUCCUUGAAGAUAAAAAGAACUAAGCAGUAAAUUGUAAAGACUUAAGACAUUAUUAUGACACUAAUAAUUUAGUUAUUCCUUCCAAUGCUCAUUAGCCUUAUACAUUUACUGUGACUGUAUGUGCAUUUAAAAUUGUAAUCUGUCAUGUCGGAUUACAGGAAUAUAGUUCUGCUAGUUACUAGUAACCACCCAAAAUUUGAACCCUUAUAGG